Molecule: messenger RNA, 2250 nt
Organism: Pteronotus mesoamericanus
Lineage: Eukaryota; Metazoa; Chordata; Mammalia; Chiroptera; Mormoopidae
Product: disintegrin and metalloproteinase domain-containing protein 5-like
Exons: 18
Coding region: 1-2250 (749 amino acids)
Biological process (GO): male gonad development; proteolysis; binding of sperm to zona pellucida
Cellular component (GO): plasma membrane
Molecular function (GO): metalloendopeptidase activity
Source: RefSeq, a predicted model, not a curated record
AUGGCGGCGAGACAGGGUGCACCGUUGCGGGGGAUGAGGGAGUGCUGCUUGGGUGGCCGCUCACCCCGGGUCUGGGCAGCAACGGCCACAGGGGGGCGGAGCAAGUCGCAGGGAGUAUCCAGAUCAGAAAGCAGCAGCCAAACAGAUACUGCCAGUUUAGGAGGCCAAAAGUCCAAAACCAAGCUGUCAGCAAGAUUGGUUCCUUCUGGAGGUUCUGAGGAAAAGUCUGUCCCAUGCCUUCUCCUGGCCUCUCGUGGUUGCCAGCGACCCCUGGUGUUCCUGGCUUGCUGCUGCGUGACUGUAGCGCGGGUCCCAUCUCCACGUGGCCGUCUUUCCUAUCCAGGUCAGAAAGUAGUGCCCAAAUGUAUACGAGCAGGCUCCUCCGGGCCCUCCCCUGCCCACCUGCUUUAUGCCAAGUCACCCCCAGGGCCAGGCGAGAACCUCGCGUUUCCUAGCGCACUAGCUCUGCCCCUCUCCGCAGCCUCCCGCCCUGCUGCUCGGUCUGGCGUUACCUCCCGGCUCUGCGAGCCUGCGCGAGCUGCACCUUACUGGCCUCAACGUCCCAACUGCUGUUAUUCGGCCAACAGGGCUCCAAGACAACGGAGCCAUGUUCUUUCUUCUGGUCCUUCUCACGGGACUUGGUGGUCUGCAGGCAGGCCCCGAUCAUUUUUAUCUUCAGUUUCUGUUGUUUAUUCUUAUGACAAAAAUGACACCCGGAAUGCUAGCCCUUUGUUAGAUCAGUUUGAUUACAUGGGCUCUGAUAUAAAGUCUGUCACACAGAAGGUUAUUCAGAUAAUUGGAUUUGUUAACACUUAUCCGGAGGGUUCAUCUUUGGAGUCAUACACCGUCAGCAUUGUGCAGUUGCUCGGCCUUACUCUGGGACUGAGUUUUGACAGCACGGACUCCUGCUCCUGCACAGGAGAUGUUUGCACAAUGUCACCGGAAGCAGUGCACUCUCAUGGUAUAAAGGAAUUUAGCACGUGUAGCUUGGAUGAGUUUAAAUACUUUGCUUCAAAUCCUGCCUUUGCAUGUCUUCGUUACCCCUUUCAUCUUCAAAACACCCUUCCUCUUACGCCAGUUUACAAAACAACAGGGAGCGUAUGUGGCAAUGGGAAGUUGGAAGGAAAUGAACAAUGUGAUUGUGGCACUGCAAGGACUUGUACACAUAAAUCCUGCUGUGAUGCUACAUCCUGUCGAUUGAAACGUAAGAAACAGUGUGGUUCUGGGGAAUGCUGCACAAAAGAUUGCAAGCUAAAACCACUUGGUACACUUUGUAGGAAAUCAGUUGAUGAAUGUGAUUUUACUGACUAUUGCAAUGGACUUGAUUCACACUGUGUGCCUGACACUUUUGUACAAGAUGGACACUCUUGUAAUUCAGGUGAAGCCCACUGUUAUAAAGGAAGAUGUCGGACAUUCGAUAAACAGUGUAGAAACUUAAUUGGAGGAGCUUCUAGAGGUGCUCCAUUUGCUUGUUUUGAAGAAAUGAAUUCAUUAGGAGACAGAUACGGAAACUGCGGUAGAGUCUAUUGUGGAUUUCCUAAUAUACUGUGUGGAAAAUUAGUUUGUGCCUGGCCACAUAAAGCAUUGGUGUCACGGGCAAAUUUAUCUGUGGUAUACACACAUAUACGAGAAGAAAUGUGCGUAUCUACGUAUCUAAACACGGACAGGAUACUUAAAGAGACACGGACAACAUAUAGUACACCUGAAGACAGAGAUAAAACAUUUGUAGAAGAUGGCUCUACGUGUGGUCCUGGGAUGAUAUGUGAAAGAUUUAGCUGUCGAGAGAUUAAAUACUUGAUUGAUUACAGUUUGUGUGAAAGUUCUAGACAUUGCAGGCUCCGUGGAGUUUGCAACAAUUUCAACCAUUGCCAUUGUAAUAAAGGGUUUGCUCCUCCGAACUGCACGGAACAGAAAGGACAGUUUGGAAGCAUUGAUGAUGGGCACCGAUCCGAAUCAACUAGAAGUUUAUUGGACCAGAGACCUACCACUUCCCCAAAACGCCGAUUUCAACUCAUUUUCUACAUUUCUUUACCUGUGCUUCUCAUUACUGCUGCUGUUUUAACAAAGCGGGCUAAAAUAAGAGAGCUCUGCUACAGAGGAGAAACUGAAAGUGAGAGAUCUGUGUCAGAAGAGAGCAGCAAUUUAUCCCCCAGUGUAAGCCAUUGUACCAAGAAGGCUACAACGUGGACUCCUAAUGUUGCCAGGAGCUUCAUCCUCCAUGAUCGGCUCCUAGAGGAGAAAGCGGCUUGA